GCCGUAUUACAGAAACUUCCUAUCUUAAGUCCUAAGUUAAGAUAGGAGAAGUGGAGAUAGGAUUUUUCUCAAUUUGGUAUUACAGAAACAUAUCCUAUCUUAAUUUAGGAAUCCUAUCUUAUCUCAGGUUAAGAUAUCCUAAGUAGGCGAUCUAGCAUCGACAUUCAGCUUUUAUGUCUGUUACCUAGCAACUGAUGAAACUUGUUGUCGGAUCACGUCACUUCACAGCUGACAACUGUAAUGAUCCUAAAAUAUCCAAAGACAACUGCUAGCUAUGGAUGGGAUUGGGAAAAUACAACGUUGGGCCGAAAAUUUUAAAGCGGACGAAAUAGAAAAGUUGGUGAGUUUAGUAGAAAGCUCAAAGGAAAUAUUGUAUGGGAAAUUUUCUAUGAGUCUGACCAAAGAAAAGAAAGACCAAGAAUGGCUGAAAAUAGCCGAAAAGGUGAGCACCGUAUCAGGGAUCAGUAGAAACGUUGAAAACGUCAAGAAAAAAAUUACCACACUCACAAGUGACGUUAAGAAAAAAGCAACGUUAAUUUGUAAAGACCGGAGAAUUACCGGUGGUGGCAACUCUUCCGCUACCCCCCUGACACCGGCGGAGGACCGGAUUGUGGGACUCCUCAGCAAGGCUGACUACGAGGGCAUCGAUGGAGGCUUUGAGACUGGGUUGCCAGUGGACUUCUUGGAGACCACAACUUCAGUCAGUGAAGUUGUUGAAGUCGAUGCUACACAACCGCCUCCUGAAAAGAAAACACGUCCGCUGAAGUCAUCACCAGAAACCCUUGCUCUGCUAGAAAUUGAGAGGGAGAAGCUUCAAUUAUACAGAGAAAGAGUCGCCAUUGAAAGAGAGCGACUCCUCCUUGAGAGGGAAAAAUUUGAAUGGGAGAAGAGUAGGGCCAGAGUGUGCAAAAAAUGUUUAACUGAAAUAUAAAUGAAUGAAUUGUAAUCUUGACCAUUGUGUUGCUUCUAUUUUUAAUUUAGGUUUAAAAAAAUCUAAUAUAAGUCGAUUUCUUGUGUUCAUUCCAUUGAAAUGGACAUCCUGUGCCUCUUCGGGGUGCUCCAUAUCCUGAUCUGGUAUGUCUGGAUCUGGGAGGUUUGCCAGUCUGCAGAUGUUGUGUCGCACAGCUGUCGCUUUGAUAAACAGAACGACCUUCUCUGGAGUAUAUUGGAGAUAUCCACCACUCAUGUCAUGGCACCUCCAUCUAACAUGAGGAAAAUAUGCAGUUUUAGAAAGAUCUUGCAAUAUGUCUUUAGUAGACCUAAGUAGGCCUUGAGCUAGAGGGCCUUACAAUGCACUCACACCUUCCAAAUGAAACACACCAUGCACAGGCCUUUGACUACUUUAUGAAUAUACCUGCUCUUCCAGACUCCGAACAGACGUUCCACUCUUGCCCUGCAUUUUUUGUGUGCUUGGUUGUAUCUGAUAAUACAAAGCAAAUAUCAUAAACUGAGUGUCCUAACAACACAAAUGUAAGAAUACUUAUAUAUAAGCUAUGCUUUUUUAUUUAGCAUGCCGCAUGUCUUGUGGUGUGCGCUCAUUGGCUACUGGCGUCAAAAGAAAGGGUUUUAAUGGGUAGCCAGAAUCCCCAAGCAGCCAUCCACUCAAACCACUUUCCCCCAGAUACGUAUUGAUGUCACUGCAGAUAGACUAGUUGUUACAACAAGUAAAACCACAUUUCUAACAAUAUAGGCCUAGGGAAAUAGUCUUAAUCAUAUACGCCACCUUGUGUUGAAGACGAAGGCGUCAUGACUUGACCCAGGCCACUUCGCUACUAAAUGUCGGAUGAGCAUGUUAUGGUCUCCUAUUGCCUGAAUAUUGAUCGCAUGGUAUCCUUUACGGCAAACAUAGGUAGCUUCAUCCUCUUUGGGCGCUUUAAUUGGAAAUAAGGAUCCGUCCACCAGUCCUAUUACACCCGGCAUCCUUGCGUGUUCAUAGAAGGCUUCCUUGAUGAUGUUGAGUUCAUCACCCGUUGGAAACUUAAUGUAACGUCGGGCUAAUCCGCCAAUGGCUUUUGCCACCUCAGUUAAAUUACGCGACACUGCAGGUUGUGAAAGUUUACCUAUAUCGGCUACUUCGCUCUGAAAGUCACCUUUUGCAAAAAGUCUCAGC
This is a messenger RNA of Gadus macrocephalus (Pacific cod), 2110 nucleotides long. Its product is annotated as myb/SANT-like DNA-binding domain-containing protein 4. Bases 275 to 931 code for a protein of 218 amino acids. Gene Ontology annotation, cellular component: nucleus. The transcript is spliced from 3 exons. The record is from RefSeq and is a predicted model, not a curated record. NCBI's taxonomy places the organism in Eukaryota, Metazoa, Chordata, Actinopteri, Gadiformes, Gadidae.